Molecule: messenger RNA, 2064 nt
Organism: Kluyveromyces marxianus DMKU3-1042
Lineage: Eukaryota; Fungi; Ascomycota; Saccharomycetes; Saccharomycetales; Saccharomycetaceae
Gene: RGD2
Product: GTPase-activating protein RGD2
Exons: 1
Coding region: 1-2064 (687 amino acids)
Biological process (GO): small GTPase-mediated signal transduction; cytoskeleton organization
Cellular component (GO): cell division site; cytoplasm; division septum
Molecular function (GO): GTPase activator activity
Source: RefSeq, a predicted model, not a curated record
AUGCCCUCAUUUGCUGAGAGUUUCUGGUCUCCCGAUUUCUUGACGGGAAUUGAUAAGCUCUUCGAGAAGUUAAAUCAAGGCUGUGAUCAAAAUGAUCUAUUUAUACAGUUGUUUGCAUCAAGAAUGCAAUAUGAAGUAGAGUUUGGAAGGAAUUUAUGUGAUAUCAAGAAAGCUGUUGAUGUAUUUGACCCAGCAACUUCUACCGCCACGUCUUCCCUUGCUGAGAUGAUUGAUCAAAUGGUUGCUGAAGGGAAUCUUCAUUUAAAAAUCGCGUACACUAUAGAAACAACUGUUUUAGGUCCUUUCACUAAAUGGAGACAGGAGCAUAGGCAGCGAGUAGAAUAUUCUGAGAAGAUAUUGAAAACCAAUGCAACCAAUUUCUUAAAAGCAAGGAAAUAUGUUGAGAAAUUAGAGCAAACAUACUUAAACAAAUGCAGGGUAUUGGAAGAUUUCAAGAGAUCUACGUUUAACGAAGAUGAACUUGUAGAGGCAAUGAAGUCCUUAGAUUUGCAAAGAGAGCACGAAACUAAAGUGCUUCAAGAAAAAGAAUAUCAAAAGUUUGGAGAAUUUGGUGGAAUUGAUUAUGACUAUAAGUCAAUGCGUGAAACAUUGAAGUUACUCCUAACUAAACUACCAAAGCAUCCUUAUAAAGUUCCUUUCAUCUCUUUCACCAUAGAAAACACCAACUCUGGACGGGAAAUUGUCAAAUUUUUGAUGGAACAUAUGUCUUUAAAAGACAUUGAUCAUGCUGAACUAUUUGGACAGGAUUUGUUGAAUCAUGGUUUUAUUAAAUAUUGUAACGGUGUUGGUACAACAUUUGUGAACUCCAAUAAAUUUCAAUAUCAAUGGAAACCAUAUGCUUACAAAUUCUGUAAUAUAAGUACCUCGGAUCCAAAUGAAGAUAGUUUAAACGAAACAGAAAAUGGUAUUGUUAACUACUUGCAGAAAAUCACAGUUGGUAGUGAAACAAAAUAUGCAUCCCUCCACAAGCCAGACUUCUCUGAAAAUGAAAUGAAACUAUAUAAGAUGGUUAGGGAUGUGGAAGUAUCGGAUUCUAAAUAUAUGCGGGAAUGUAAGAAGCUAGACUCGUUACGCUGCUCCUUGGAAGAACUUAUCGUGGACCAUUAUACAUUCAUGGAAAAAUGCGAAUCCGAUAGGAUGAUGGCAUUGCGUAAGGUCACGUUAGAUUUCUGUGCUGCUAUUAGCAAUACGAUAUCUACUAUGAAAUUGACGAUUGAAAAGUUAACAGAUAGUGAGUCCAGAAUGGAUCCGGCUGCAGAUUUGCUAAGAACAAUAGAAGAAAACAGAGUUGGUUUCUUCCAACCCCAAGUUAUAACAUACAAUAACUACUAUAAUCCUGGAAGUUAUCAAACAUUUGGUAUUGAUUUAGAGACAAGAUGCAGAAGUGAUAACAGACUUGUUCCUCUCAUUCUCUCCGCUCUUUUGUCGUAUAUGGAUCAGGCUUAUCCAGAGAUGGAAAACGAUCAUAAGAGAGCCGUAGUCUGGACUGAACCAGUGAAAUUACACGAUGUCCAUCACUUAAGACAAUUAUUGAUUAAGCCUUUCAAAGAAGAGGCGGAGAUCAUAGAUGUUAUACGAUCCGCUAAUGCACAGCCUUCUACUGUUGCUAGUGUAUUCAAGAUCUAUCUACUUGAAUUACCCAAAGCAUUGAUAACAGAUGAUGCCUAUGAUAUACUUAAGGUUCUUUAUAGGGAGUUGCCUCCAAGCGAAACGCAUGAACAAACGGAAACUCAACGAAUUCAUGGAAUUGUCACAGCACUAUCAACACUAUCAAAACCUAAUAUGGUUACUUUGGACGCCAUCACUACGCAUUUUGAAAGACUAAUCGAAAUUAUAAAGAUGAACAAAUCAGAAGAAAGCCAAGAGUUAGCCGAAAACCUUUAUGAUACCAUUAGUCAAGAAUUUGCGAAUUGCUUAAUUCGUCCAACUGGGCCAACGAUUAAUGACCUCGGCUAUAAAUUGUUACAGGACUUAUUAAAGCACAGAAAAAAAGUUUUUAAAGAACUUAAAAGGAAAGGCUCUAAUUCAGUCAAAAAAGGCUGA